UGCCUCCUUGCAGAACCUAAUCAACAAGACAGCAAUAACAAGAAGAAGACGAGACAAGUUAAAAGCAAAUGAUUCAUUAAUACAAGGCAUUGAAUGUAGUACCACCAUGCGCAUUAUUAUAUAAUAUUUGUAUAUAUGGAUAUUAUGGCAUUGAAAACUAGUAGUGUUUGUUGCUACCGAAGGGUGAUGAGUUGUUGUGAUUGUGGAGAGGAGACACAGCAGAAACAUUUUGGCGAUAGUUAUGGGGAUCGAGAUCAUGUUAGUUCAUGUUGCUUGCUUCCAAUUGAUAUUUAAAAUGGUUGAGAUUCCUCGUGUCUGCCCUCAACCUGUAAUAUAUAUGUUGAGCAGAUGGUAAGGGGACUACAGCAAAUAGCUAAGCAGAGUUGAAAACACAUAUCGCUUUUGCAUAACAAGAAAAUGGCAGCCUCUUACCAUGCUCGAUCAAACAGCUUGCCCACAAGGCAACACCCCAUCGUUUCACAAAUCGACGAGAACUUGAACCGAUUGAGGGCAUCUCAAUCAGCCUCCACAUCAUCAUCCAUAGGCCACAAUCUAAGUGGUCUUCAGGAUUUGCAUGAAUGUGUUGAUGUAUUGCUUCAAUUUCCCCUCACCCAACAAGCUCUCGACCAAGAGAAGCAAAGGGAAAUGGUUGAAGAGCUUUUGGAUGGAUCUCUCAUGCUCUUGGAUGUAUGUACCACUGCUAAGGAUGCCUUGUUGCAGACAAAGGAAUGCACACGAGAGCUUCAAUCAAUUUUGCGCAGAAGACGUGGAGCCGAAGGGCUUGCUAAUGAUUUUAGGAAAUACUUGACAUCUAGGAAAGCCAUGAAAAAGGAAAUCUGCAAGGCGUUAAAGAACUUGAAGCAUAUACAGAAUAAACUCAGUACUCCUGGCGAGAAUGGAGCUGUGAUUAGCGUCUUAAGAGAUGUAGAAGCAGUUACCAUCAGCGUGCUAGAAUCCGUAUUGUGCUUUAUUUCAGGGCCAGAGGCAGAAUCAAAAUCGAGCCGUUGGCCGCUGGUUUCGAAGCUAAUGCACCAGAAGAAAGUAAUGUGCGAGGAAGAACAGAAAGCAAAUGAAAUUUUGAGUGCUGAAGCUGCAGUGCGUUCCUGCACCAAAUCUGAAAACAUGAAGCAUGUCGAGAACGUGCAAAAGGAGCUUCAAGGCUCAGAGUUGGGCAUCCAAGAUCUUGAAGAAGGCCUUGAAACCCUCUCCAGGCGUAUGAUCAAAACUAGAGUUACUGUUCUUAAUAUCAUCAGCUGUUAA
Messenger RNA from Gossypium arboreum, 1260 nucleotides. RefSeq lists its product as uncharacterized. The transcript has a single exon. Bases 418 to 1260 code for a protein of 280 amino acids. Lineage: Eukaryota; Viridiplantae; Streptophyta; Magnoliopsida; Malvales; Malvaceae. Gene Ontology annotation, biological process: root development; shoot system development. The record is from RefSeq and is a predicted model, not a curated record.